Messenger RNA from Mollisia scopiformis, 537 nucleotides. RefSeq lists its product as uncharacterized. The transcript is spliced from 5 exons. The record is from RefSeq and is a predicted model, not a curated record. The coding region runs from base 1 to 537 and encodes 178 amino acids. Lineage: Eukaryota; Fungi; Ascomycota; Leotiomycetes; Helotiales; Mollisiaceae.
AUGCCGGGCGCUCCCAAGUCACAAAUCAAUCAUUUCUCGGCUGCCUCGAAUAAGGUCUUCAGGCGUGCCAUCAUUCUUCGGAAAAUGAUCAAAAGGGUCGCCAAAGGAAAGGAAGCAAGCAAUCCAUUCCUCAAAACGAUCAAGAUCUUUUGUUCCAAAACAGAGACAACGGAUGCCAAGAUGAUCCUCGACACAGGAUGCGAAGCUCACAAUCUCAUAUCAUAUCAAGUCAUUGAUGAUAUGCACAAGACCGAGAAUAUCAUUAAAAAGGAGUCCAUCUUGAAGUUCAUGGGCUUUGGAGGACGUACUAUGCUUCCGAAAAAGACGAAAGAUGAGAAAGCCGAAGCAGCUGAGCGACGAAGAGAACAUGACCAAGAAGUAGCAACAAAUGAAGCAGAUAUAGCUGCAAAUGAGAUGGCAAAACAGUCGGCUUCAAGCUGGUCCAAUUGGGAAUGGGACGAAAGUCAACAAUCCUACUAUCGAGCCAGGCUUAUUGGAGAUGCAUGGCAGUACCAAUACUCCACCAACCUCAUUUGA